Molecule: messenger RNA, 1959 nt
Organism: Acanthosepion pharaonis
Lineage: Eukaryota; Metazoa; Mollusca; Cephalopoda; Sepiida; Sepiidae
Source: the annotation of a GenBank genome assembly
AUGGGCUCAAAAAUAAAUCACUGGCCUUAUCUUCUUUUUAUCGUAUCCUCUCUUGCUUUCAAUUUCUCUUUCAGUAGCCUCUUUUCUUUUAUUUUUCUCUCAAGUAUAUCAUCCAAUUCUAAGGUGUUCGUAUUUAGUAUUCUCUGGAUUCAAAUCAUCACCACCACCACCACAAUCAUCACCACCACAUCCUCUCUCUUUCCACCUCUCCCUCUUUCCACCCUCUUUAUUUCCACCUCAUCCUCUUUACACCCUCUCUCUUUCCACCUCUCCCUCUUUCCACCCUCUCCCUUACCACCUCUCCCUCUUUCCACACUCUCUCUUUCCACCUCUCCCUCUUUUCUCUCUCUCUCUUUCCACCUCCCUCUUUCCUCCCUAUCUCUUUCGAUCUCUCCUUCUUGCCACCCUCUCUCUUUCCACCUCUCCCUCUUUACACCUGUCCCUCUUUACACCCUCUCCCUUUCCACCUCUCUCUCUUUACACCUCUCCCUCUUUACACCCUCUCCCUUUCCACCUCUCCCUCUUUACACCCUCUCUCUUUCCACCUCUGCCUCUUUCCUCCCUCUCUCUUUCCACGUCUCCCUUUUUCCUCCCUCACUCUUUCCACCUCACCCUCUUUCUACCCCCUCUCUCUUUCCACCUCCCCCUCUUCCCACUUCUCCCUCUUUACACCUGUCCCUCUUUACACCUCUCUCCCUUUAUACCCUCUCUCUUUCCACCUCUCCCUCUUUACACCCUCUCUAUUUCCAUCUCUUUCUCUUUACACCCUCUCUCUUUCCACCUCUCCCUCUUUACACCCUCUCCAUUUCCACCUCUGCCCAUUUAUAUCCUCUCUCUUUCUACCUUUACCUCUUUAGACGCUCUCUCUUUCCACCUCUCCCUCUUUACACCCUCUCUCUUUCCACCUCUCCAUCUUUCCUCCCUCUCUCUUUCCACCUCUCCCUCUUUCCACCUCUCCCUCUUUCCACCCUCUCCAUUUCCACCUCGCCCCAUUUAUAUCCUCUCUCUUUCCACCUUUCCCUCUUUAGACGCUCUCUCUUUCCACCUCUCCUCUUUACACCCUCUCUUUCCACUCUCCAUCUUUCCUCCCUCUCUCUUUCCACCUCUCCCUCUUUCCCACCUCUCCCUCUUUCCCACCCUCUCCAUUUCCACCCUCUCCAUUUCCACCUCGCCCCAUUUAUACCCUCUCUCUUUCCACCUCUCCCUCUUUUCACCCUCUCUAUUUCCACCUCUCCCUCUUUUCACUCUCUCUUUCCACCUCUCCCUCUUUCCUCCCUCUCUCUUUCCAUCUCUCCCUCUUUCCUCUCCCCUUUAUACCCUCUCUUUCCACCUUUCCCUCUUUACACCCUCUCUAUUUCCACCUCUCCUUCUUUCCACCCUCUCUCUCUUUCAACCUCUCCCUGUUUCCCCCUCUCCUUCUUUCCACCCUCUUUCUUUCCACCUCUCCCUCUUUACACCCUCUCUCUUUCUCCCUCUCCCUCUUUCCACCCUCUCUCUUUCCACCUCUCCCUCUUUACACCCUCUCUCCACCUCUCCCUCUUUACACCCUCUCUCUUUCUCCCUCUCCCUCUUUACACCUCUCCCUCUUUACACCUCUCCCUCUUUCCUCCCUCCCUCUUUCCUCCCUCUCUCUUUCCACCUUUCCCUCUUUCCUCCCUCUCUCUUUCCACCUCUCCCUCUUUCCACCCUCUCUAUUUCCACCUCUCCCUCUUUUCUCUCUCUCUCCCUUUCCACCUCUCCCUCUUUCCUCCCUAUCUCUUUCGAUCUCUCCCUCUUGCCACCCUCUCUCUUUCCACCUCUCCCUCUUUACACCCUCUCUCUUUCCACCAUUCCCUCUUUCCAUUUCUCUACCCUGACUCAAAGAAGAGUGCACUAACAGUAGCAUUUCUCUCUCUCUCUCUCUCUCUCUUUCUCUCUCUCUCUCUCUCUCUCUCUCUCUCUACACACACGCACAUAUAA